Messenger RNA from Canariomyces notabilis, 901 nucleotides. RefSeq lists its product as uncharacterized. Gene Ontology annotation, cellular component: cytosolic large ribosomal subunit; ribosome. Gene Ontology annotation, molecular function: structural constituent of ribosome. Gene Ontology annotation, biological process: translation. Bases 38 to 520 code for a protein of 160 amino acids. The transcript has 3 exons. The record is from RefSeq and is a predicted model, not a curated record. Lineage: Eukaryota; Fungi; Ascomycota; Sordariomycetes; Sordariales; Chaetomiaceae.
AUCUCGAUCCCCGCCGACAACCCCGAAAACUGGCAAGAUGGGUCACGCUGCAGGUCUCCGGGCUGGUACGAGAUAUGCCUUCUCUCGGAAUUUCCGGGAGAAGGGUAUGAUUAGGCUCUCAACCUACCUCAGGCAAUACAAGGUUGGCGAUAUCGUCGACAUCAAGGUCAACGGUGCUGUCCAGAAGGGUAUGGCCCACAAGGUCUACCACGGCAAGACGGGCGUCAUCUACAACGUCACCAAGUCGGCAGUCGGCAUCAUCAUCUACAAGAAGGUCAAGCACCGCUACAUCGAGAAGCGCAUCAACGUCCGGAUCGAGCACAUCCAGCCGUCGCGGUCACGGGAGGGGUUCCUGCGCCGGGUCAAGGAGAACGCUGAGCUCAAGAAGAAGGCCAAGGCCGAGGGCACGCCCGUGCAGCUAAAGAGACAACCCGCCAUGCCCCGCGAGGCGCGGACAAUUUCGGUUGUCGACAACAAGCCCGAGACGGUGGCGCCCGUUGCCUACGAGACUACGAUUUGAGGAUAUUCUAGGCAUGGGGCUGGGGUUUUCGGGGUUAGAUAUGGCUUGCUUCUUUCUCUGUGCAUGGGGUUCAUCGCGUUCGGCACGGCAAGGUAUUUCCUGCAUGAAUUAUUGGUCUGGGAUGCGGGAGUGCUCAUAGGAACGAAUACCAAUGGCAUGACCAUACAGCGGCUCACAAUACCUCGUCCAUCCGGCAUGGUGCAUCCGGAUGCCCAACCAGGGUCCGUGAGCCCGACGCCUCUCUUGGGAGGUGUGUUGAUGCUAGGUAUCUGGAGCAGGUAUCGUUCUUGUGCCUCGGACGAGGACCACGGGCUUGCUUCGACAUAGUGGGUGGGAUCCGUGGCUAUAGUGUAGAAGCCACAGACAAAAGCAACUUCGAUG